Messenger RNA from Mytilus trossulus (common blue mussel), 1560 nucleotides. Its product is annotated as ankyrin-1-like. The transcript has a single exon. The record is from RefSeq and is a predicted model, not a curated record. Bases 1 to 1560 code for a protein of 519 amino acids. Gene Ontology annotation, molecular function: protein binding. Lineage: Eukaryota; Metazoa; Mollusca; Bivalvia; Mytilida; Mytilidae.
AUGAUAGAUUAUGCCUUUGAUGUAGUAGCAGGUUCUUCACCAUUACACAUAGCCUACUUUAUGGGAAGGAUAGAUAUAGUCCGUUGUCUUCUGGACCACAAUGCUAACAUUAACAUGACAAAAGAAGAUGGAACAACUCCAUUAUCCUAUGCAUGUGAAGUAGGACAUGAGGAAGUGGUACGGAUUUUGCUAGAGAAAAAUCCUAACAUUGAUCCAUGUGAUAAUGAUGGCUUUACACCACUGAUCAAGUCAUGUUUGAAUAACCACGCCAGUACAGUCAAACUAUUAAUUAAGCACAAACCUUAUAUUAAUGCUAGGACGUUUGCCGGUGCUAAUGCCUUAUAUUUCAGUACACUGAAUGGAAACUUAGAAAUUACUAAGCUAUUAUUAGAGAACAAUGUCGACUGUAACAUUUGUAUUCAUUGUAAAGACAGUUUAACAGAUAUAUCUACUUACGAUGCAAGGAUAUCACUGCAGCAGAGAAAACUAGAUAUAUUUUAUACUCUAAUGAAAACCGCAUCAUCAAAUGUAAAAAGAUAUGUCAGAUCAAAGUCUUUAUUUUAUGAAACUGAUGAGUUAGACGAUUUUCACAGCGCAGGCGCGGCUUUUUAUUAUUGUCUCAGAAGUAGGUCAAUAGAUUAUGUUUUUAAUGUAGUAGUUGGUUCUUCUCCGUUACACCUUGCCUGUUUUAUGGGUUGGACAGACAUAUUCCGUUGUCUUCUGGGUCAUAAAGCUAACAUAAACAUGAAAAAAGAAGCUGGAACCACUCCAUUAUCUUACGCGUGUGAAGUAGGUCAUAGUGAUAUAGUAAGCAUGUUAUUAGAGAAGAAUGCUAACAUUGAUCCAUGUGACAAUGUUGGCGUCACACCACUGAUUAAAGCAUGUUUGAAUAACAAUACCAGAUUAGUCAAGCUAUUGGUAAAAUAUAAUUCAGAUAUUAACGCCAGAACUUUUGAAGGGUAUAAUGCUUUGUUUUUUAGUGCACUAAACGGAAACCAAGAAAUAACACAGUUAUUGUUAGAGAACGGUGCCAACUGCAUUUUCUGUAAAGAGAGUAUCCAACAUGCAUUUGAUAACAAUGCAAGGAAAUCACUAGUGCAAAAUCAACUAGAUAUAUAUUAUAACAUUAUGACUUAUGGGUUAUCAAAUGUAAAACGAAAUAUUAAAAGGAAGUCUUUUGGAUCGGUCGAUUAUGACGAAAUUAAGUCAAAGGAUUAUGUCUUUAAUGUAGUAGCUGGUUCUUCUCCUUUCCACAUAGCCUGUUUUAUGGGUUGGUUAGAUGUAGCCCGUGUUCUUCUGAAACAUAACGCUAAUCUAGAUAUGACAAAAAAAGAUGGCACGACACCAUUAUUUUAUGCAUGUGAAGUAGGACAUGAGGAUAUUGUACGUUUAUUGUUAAAUAAAGGAGCAAAAACACACAUAUGUAGAAUAGAUGGGAAAUCCCCUUUAAACAUUGCUACAGAUAAUGGACAUACAUCAGUGGUAUUGGUGCUAAGAAAACACGCGAUAUUCAGUUUCUUAAGAACCUCUGUACUCUCGAUUUUGAUGCAUCCUUUGUGA